AUGAGCUCUGAUCUUCCUCCCCCGUCCUACAACGACGUCGUCUCGUCCGUCGACCGCCAACCGCCCUUUCCACGCCCAGACUCCAUCCAAAUCCACCACAUCAUCGUCGGGCCCGGCGCCACCUCCCUCUCUCUCCCCUUCCCGGACCCAGCCGACGUAUGGAAGACCCGCGACAUAUCCGUCCAGGAUUGGGCCGCCUUUGCCUCCAUUAUCACCGCGGCGCUCGACAGAAACGUUGACGUUAACGACAAGAGGCAAUUGUCAAAUGCAGGCGAGCACGAGAAGAAGCGCCUUAUGGAAAUCGUCGAGGGAUGGAACGGCGGCUUUUUUGAGAAGCGCGGCCUCAAGGUUGUGCUUAAUGGGCAGGAUGAUGAUGCCGCCACUGCCGCUGUCUCUUCUACUGACGGCUCGCGGUUCAGCUUUGGUCCCACGAAGUAUGGGGUCCGGCUUGGUGGGGGGAUGUUUGGUGUGGAUUUGUCGUCUAAGAAAUCUUCUUCUGAGAAAUAA
Molecule: messenger RNA, 507 nt
Organism: Colletotrichum scovillei
Lineage: Eukaryota; Fungi; Ascomycota; Sordariomycetes; Glomerellales; Glomerellaceae
Exons: 1
Coding region: 1-507 (168 amino acids)
Source: RefSeq, a predicted model, not a curated record